CCUAAAACAUUUUCUGAUCAGGGUUUUGGGUGUUUCUCAGUUUCUCUUCUCCAUUUCUUUCAAAAAUGUUGAAGUUCAUCUGCUGUUUUGCUCUUUUUUACUGUUCUUUCUCCUUGGGUUUUACUGAUGCAGGUCAAGAAUCAUUUACCAUAUUAAAGCUCCAUGACCCAAAAACACCCAUUGUGUUUCAGUCAGUCUCUGGCAGUGGAAUCCCUGUUGCAGUUUCUGUGAGUAGUGAAGAACUUAAAGAGAUCUCUUCUAGUGUUUUAAUGGCAGAAAGUUGGCUCAGAACCCAUGUCUUAACUCACUAUCCUGCUACUAAAAUCACUACCAUUGUUGUAACUAACAACAUUAUCUGCAACAAAAACCAUGAAAAGAUUUGGGGUUUAGUUCUUCCUUCUAUGAAAAACAUCUAUCACUCUCUUGUUAGGUGGGGUUUAGAGAAACAAAUCAAAGUCUCAGCUGGUGUUUCAAAAGCUUGUUUACAUCCACUUUUUAACAGCUACAAAGAUGAUAUGUCUGAUUCUUUGAUUAAACCAGUUAUGGAUUUUCUUUACUACUCAAAUUCUACUUAUUCAGUAAACCCAGCUUCAGAUUUCUCUACUCUGUCAGAAAAAACUACCAAACUGGUUGUAGAGUCUCAUAGAGUUUCCAUGAAAAAGUUGGGGUUUUUAGAUGCAAUUGACAUGAAUGUUAUCUAUGGUCCAGAAGAGAAAAAACCCAUCAAAAGGAAACUCUAUUCUAUGAGUAGUUCUGAAGUGGUAGACCCAUUUCCAGCAAGACCAACUACAAUGCCAAUUCAUUCUUCCAUUGGUUACUCAGUUCCUGCAUAUGUAACUAAAAACCCACCUUCACCUUCAAUGUAUCCACCUUCACCUGUAGUGACUCCAGCUUUGCCAUUAGUAGCUCCACCACCUACUCCAUCAAUGGCUCCAUCUCCAGUGUCUUAUUCAUACACACCUCCAUCUCCUCCAGUAUCAUACUCUUAUCCACCAUUGAUGUCAUCUCCUCCAUUACCAUUUGUACUCCCUGGACCAGCAAAUCCUCCAUCAGAUUCUUUUACAUACCCACCUUGUGUUCAUUCACCACCAGCAGAUGCAGCACCAACACCAAUAUCAUCAACAUCACCUCCACCACAUGGGUCAUCAUCUGUGGAGAAGAAGCUUUGGUGUGUAGCAAAACCUAGUGUUCCUGCUGAUGAUUUACAAGAAGCCAUUGAUUAUGCUUGUGGAGUAGGUGGUGCUGAUUGUGAUGAAAUAAAACCUAAUGGAAGUUGUUAUAAUCCAGAUACAGUUGUUGCCCAUGCCUCAUAUGCUUUUAACAGUUAUUGGCAAAAGAACAAAAACAUUGGGGGAACUUGCAGCUUUGGUGGAACUGCCAUGAUUAUCAGUACUGACCCAAGUUUUUUGCAAUGCAGAUUCUUGGUGAUGGACUAAGUUGUGUGAGCUUGUGAAGAACAGUUUUUUGGAAGAAACUAUUAAGCAUCAACAUUCUACAUUCUGCAGAAUUCAUUGUAGUAGCAGUACUAGUAAAUUAGGAUUAUCUCAAAAAGAAUGAAAUUCAUUUAAGGCAGGAGAAAUAGUAGUAGUUAUUCUAUCUUUUGAGUGAUGUUGGUGAAUCUGAUUAUUAAUAGUUUAUUGACUUUAAAAAGAAAAGAUAUGUGAAUGAAAUUUGUGAUUCUCUUCUGGGGACC
Molecule: messenger RNA, 1693 nt
Organism: Papaver somniferum (opium poppy)
Lineage: Eukaryota; Viridiplantae; Streptophyta; Magnoliopsida; Ranunculales; Papaveraceae
Product: glucan endo-1,3-beta-glucosidase 12-like
Exons: 3
Coding region: 66-1436 (456 amino acids)
Biological process (GO): carbohydrate metabolic process
Molecular function (GO): hydrolase activity, hydrolyzing O-glycosyl compounds
Source: RefSeq, a predicted model, not a curated record